Psilocybe cubensis is the source of this 2958-nucleotide messenger RNA. RefSeq lists its product as uncharacterized. The transcript has 14 exons. The record is from RefSeq and is a predicted model, not a curated record. Gene Ontology annotation, biological process: transsulfuration. Gene Ontology annotation, molecular function: cystathionine gamma-synthase activity; pyridoxal phosphate binding. Bases 1 to 2958 code for a protein of 985 amino acids. Lineage: Eukaryota; Fungi; Basidiomycota; Agaricomycetes; Agaricales; Agrocybaceae.
AUGUCGACAAGCAAAAGGCUCUCUCAAUCCCUAACCGGCAGUUGGAAGGAUGCUUCGACUUACUUUAGUCCUCCGACUUACGUCCCCUCGGCAGAUGAGGAUAUAGAGGAGUGGUUGGCAACUUGGAGAACAGUAUUCGCCCGUGACCUGAUUGAUUCCAGAAUAGUACCUAUCGAUGCAGAGACAAGUGUAGAAGAAGCUUGUGAAUUAUUAUUGGCGGAGGACAUUCCUUGCCUAGUCGUCAGGGACAGACAGUCUGUACCGAACGUUGGACUGCCCUAUCAUGGCCUAUUCGAUUUUGCUGAUGUUAACGCCUUCCUGACUUUGGCUGCUACCAGGCAUACCCUCUUGCCUGAAGACCUUCGUGAAAAUCCGCGCAUAAACGAUAUUGUAACAGCAGCCAAAGCUGGUCGGGUUCCGGUUCAUCUUGUCAGCAAUCUCUCUCAAAAGAAUCCGAUUGAGAUACUUCCCAACAAUGCCACAAUCUUGUCUUUGUUAGAGGUGUUUUCUAGGGGAGCGCACAGAACUUUAAUAAGGUCGUCUAUGAACCCGGAUGAAUUCGUCGGCAUGGUCUCAGAUCGUAGACUCUUAUCUUGGUUUGAUUCUUAUGCUCGCGAAACACCAUCGUUUCAGAAGUACCUCUCCAACCCUCUCCAGUCUCUUUCCCUCCCUUCCCUUAAUCUAAAUGCUGCAAUAGUUGCAUCAAAGUCGUCAGCUACUAUCUUGGAUGCAAUGAAACUCAUGAGCGAGCAAGGUGUCAGCAGCAUUGCAAUUACCGAAGAACAGCGGGGAAUCUUGCUGAGCGCUGUCAGUGUUACCGAUAUAGGAAAGAGUAACCAGGUUUUGGCAACACCUCUGCACCACUUUAUUGCUCAGAUCAAGGAAAUUGAUGGUUCAACAGAUGGUGCUGACAGAUACCCAGUUUAUUCCGUGUUCCCGUCCAGUGUACUAUCCUACACAAUAGAGAAGCUAUUGGCUACUAAUGCCCAUCGCCUUUUUGUGACAAGAGAAUCUGGGCUAGCUUCCCCGACACUAUCACCAUCCUCUCAAGGCAAUUUGACAGGGAUUGUAUCGAUAGUCGACAUAAAAAUGUGUGAUAUCAAUCACGCUGUUGGGUUGUCUGUUCCACCACAUACCCCUCAUGCAAUCUCGGUCUCUUUGCCGACUUGGCGCGACAAUGUUGGCUACGAAGAAGGGGAAAAACGUGUAGUGGAUAGCAUGGUGACAGGAUACCCAAGGUUCUUCAUCCACCUGAGCAUACAGAAGCUCGCUGCGAUCUGCGAACGCAAGUAUGCGGUCGGGAACGAGGCCUGCAUGCUAUUUGCUACACAGAAGAUCGCAGACUUGUGUCGCUCGUAUAUUCAUCAGAGAUCUGCCGCCCUUGGUACUCCAGUGAACGCUCGACUGGUUAACUUGUUCAUAUGUCCGCCAGACGAGGGGCAUGCCAACAUCGACAAGGCGAGUAUCGGCGGUUCUUGUGUGGAUUUGAAUAUCGUUUUGUUCCCAAGGGAGUCUUUCUCUGUGGCCAAAGAAUUCUGGCAACAUACUGGAUUGGGGAUUUCAAGCCGUCUUGCAGAGAAAUGUCUAUCUCUGUUGCCGAACUCUACCUCAAACUCUCAGCCCCUUGGUGGCCCAACGGCGAAGCGAAUUCCCGCUAAGGGGCAUAACAGACACUACUCCGCCAGCAAGACCUCUACCUCGUUCGUCAAAUCCAAAGACAUAUCCUCUUCAACAGCCACCGAUGACUCAAACCCCGAUUCCCUCUUUAUCGAGGAACGGUAUGGACGAAACCUUCCUUUGGAAGCCGCCGCCUUUGCCAAGCGUGCACUCCGAUUAAGAGUAGCUGGUACCAUUAGAGAAGGAGCGACUACCCCUACAUGCUCCGCGAAGGACUUCGAGAUUGGGCCUAGUACGCGAGGUAUCGCAGACGUCGCUGCCGACGAUGUCUACUUGCAGCCCAGUGGCAUGACUGCCAUCUGGAUGGCUCAUCAUAUGGCACUCUCUAUCCGACCUGCUGCUAAGAGUGUUUGUUUCGGAUUCCCGUAUACUGAUACCCUGAAAAUCCUUCAAAAGUGGGGUCCUGGAUGCCAUUUUCUGGGCUUCGGUAUCGACAGUGAUAUCGAUGAGCUCGAAAAAAUCUUAGAGGCUGAACAGAAACUCGAUCCUACGAAACCGCCUAUUCUCGCCCUCUUUACUGAAUUCCCUUCAAAUCCUCUUUUACGAUCUGCCAAUUUACCCCGUCUUCGUGCCUUGGCCGAUAAAUACGACUUCCUCAUUGUUAUCGACGAGACUAUUGGAAAUUUCGUGAACGUAGAAGUUUUACCUUUUGCCGAUAUUCUUGUUAGCAGCUUGACGAAGGUGUUCAGCGGAGCUUCCAACGUUAUGGGCGGGAGAGGGGCCCAUUACGCUGCCUUGAAAGACUGGCUCAAAGAUAACUAUGAAGAUAUCUACUUCGGUGAAGAUGCCAUCUACAUGGAACGCAACUCGCGUGAUUUCAAACGUCGCAUCCGCGUCAUCGACGCCAACGCCGAAGCCGUGUGCGACUUUCUCCAUUCCCGGUCUUUGGCUGGAGGAGCUUCUUCUGCGGCCAUUAAAAAAGUAUACUAUCCCAAGUAUAUCACGAGGGAGAACUACGAUAAAUGCCGCAUCAAGACAGUCGAUCCUGUCGAUGGCAAAGUUGGUGGAUUUGGUGGCUUGUUCUCGUUAACAUUUACGUCGCUCGCUGCGUCCGAAGCGUUCUUUGACGCUUUGCCGUGUUACAAGGGUCCCAGCCUCGGAACCAACUUCACUCUGGCCUGCCCCUUUACUAUCCUCGCGCAUUUUGGAGAACUGGAUUGGGCAGCCAAGUAUGGCGUAGAACAGGGUUUGGUUAGGAUCAGUGUUGGUAUGGAGGACACUGACACAUUGCUGAAGUCCUUCGAAAAGGCUCUGUCUGCUGCUGAGAGUGUCACUGCGUGA